This is a messenger RNA of Aethina tumida (small hive beetle), 1108 nucleotides long. RefSeq lists its product as uncharacterized. The transcript is spliced from 3 exons. Gene Ontology annotation, molecular function: adenosine kinase activity. The record is from RefSeq and is a predicted model, not a curated record. The coding region runs from base 1 to 1032 and encodes 343 amino acids. Gene Ontology annotation, cellular component: cytosol; nucleus. NCBI's taxonomy places the organism in Eukaryota, Metazoa, Arthropoda, Insecta, Coleoptera, Nitidulidae. Gene Ontology annotation, biological process: purine ribonucleoside salvage.
AUGAAAACAGUGGCUGCCUUUGGCAACCCCCUCUUGGACACUAUCGCUAACAUACCAGAUUUUAAUCUACUACACAAAUAUAACCUAGAAAAGGAUGGACAAAAGGAGGUCGACCAGAAAACUAUGCAAUCAUUGUCCAAAGACAUCGAAGUGUACGAAAAAUCAAUAUCGGCGGGAGGUUGUAGCCAAAAUACGCUAAGAGUAUUGCAGUGGUUGUCGAGUAAACGUUUGAAAACUUACAUUUACGGUUCCGUUGGAGAUGACACAGAUGCAAUCACACUCAAGCAACUACUAGAAAACGAUGAAGUUUACACAAGGUAUUCAGUUCAGAGGAACCUUUCUACUGGUACUUCCAUUAGUUUAGUUACACAAUCAAACCGAUCUCUUGUUGCAAAUGUAGAGGCAGCUGAAAAUUAUUCACUAAAUGAUCUGCUUGCAUCUGACUAUGAGGAAGUUAUUUUGAGAUGCAGCUAUGUUUACAUCGAAGGAUUUUUCUUGACUAAAAGGAAAGAUGUCGUGAAACAUGUUGUAAAUUAUUGCAACAAAAAUCGCAAGCUUCUUAUAUUCAACUUAUCUGGACAAUAUUUGGUGGAACAAGAAACAGAAUUGGUCACUUUCUGUAUUGAGAGAGCUGAUGUUAUAUUUGGAAACAAAAGGGAAUAUGUGGCAUAUUGUAAAUUGCACAAUUUACCAGACAUAAAGAGUUUGGCUCACCAUCUGAUCAAACAUACUGAGUACAAACAUGGCGCAAAUAAAAUUGUAAUAGUAACAAAUGGUGCAGAAGACGUGUAUUGUUACGACAACUCGGACAUCGAAUAUAAAUUUAUAGUGCCUCCAGUUCACGAGUCCGAAAUCGUUGAUACAACUGGGGCCGGCGACGCAUUUGUGGCAGGAUUUAUAGCUGGUUUGCUGGCAGGAAAAACACUAAAUCAAUGUUCAGAAAUUGGAUGUUAUGCAGCUCACAAUAUUAUUAAAUUACCUGGUUGCACUCUGCCUGAUUUUAAACCUAAUUUAGGUGUCCUCUUGGAAUGAAUUACGAAAAGUGUAGUUAAAAUAUAAACUUACCUUUGUAUUAUUUUCACGAUAAAUAAAAUUUAUUCACGCACAA